This is a messenger RNA of Blepharisma stoltei, 1386 nucleotides long. The record is from the annotation of a GenBank genome assembly. Lineage: Eukaryota; Ciliophora; Heterotrichea; Heterotrichida; Blepharismidae.
AUGCCACCUAAAAAUACUCAAGGAUCAUCAAAAAGACUCUAUGACCUCAACUUACAAAUUCACUACAUAAAAGCCUCCCUGAAGCAAUUAGCUCUCGUAAAAGUCCGAGCAAAAAUAGGCUUCCAAAAGCAAGAAACCCAAGCAAUGCAAUAUGAUUCCUCUAAAUCUCAAGUCAUUUUUGAGUAUCCCAUCACCUUACAAGAUAUCUCAAUGAAAGAGAAAAGUGGAACUUACCAAAAGAAAUCAGUAUUUCUAAUAGUCUUCGAAAUUGACGGAAAAUCAUCGAAAAAAUUAGGCAAGGCUAAACUUGAAUUUUCUGAACUCGCGAGGUCAGAAAAACCUAUAAAUAAGCUAGAAAUCCCGAUAGAAAAAUGCAGUGACCCUAAUGCAAAAGUCUGCAUAACUGCAGAACUUUUGCAUAAUGAAAGAAAUACCAGAGGCUUCGCAAGCAGUGAUUUUAUAGUUGGAGGAAUUUCAGACUUUGAUUACAGCUCAAUUGAUAGGGAAACUGGCUCUCAGUCAGUUCUUAUCCGUGAAGAAGCUGAAGAAGAGGAAGAAAUAUAUCCUUCUAUGCCUUUUAAAAAUAAAUUAAUGCUGAUAGCGAAAGAUAGAAUAAUAAAUGGAGAAUUUUAUUUAAUUAAGAAUAAAACUCAUAGAAGAAGUGUCAUUGUGUAUGAAAAGCCUCCAAAUAUUGAUGACUUAUUAGGGGGAAAUGCAGAAUCAGAAACAGUGGGAACUAGUGGGGAACCAGAAGCAAGGAGCAUGGAGUCUGAUAAAGACAGCAUUUUAACGAAAAGUUCUACUUCAGAGCUGCCUGAGAUAAAAAAUGUUGAUAUUCCAGAAGUCCCUAAAUCUCUUCCUGCAUUUCAAAGUCCUGCAAUAGACAUUCCAGAAGCUCCAAAAGCUCCUUCAGACUUUGAAAGGCUAACAAUAGAUAUUUCAGAAACUUCAAAAGCUUCUUCUACCUUCCAAAGGCCAACAAUAGAUAUUUCAGAAGCUUCAAAAGCUCUCCCUAUCUUCCAAAGGCCAACAAUAGAUAUUCCAACAAGAAGGAGAUCAACGCUAGGAAGAACAAGGCAGGGCUCUGAUCCUGAAGCUUAUAAAGAGUUCCCAAUUGAAGCUUCAUCUCCAAGGAAUUUAUAUAUGGCUAUUGCUAGAGAUAAUGCAAUACACCCAAAAGAGUCAAAAAUUGAGUCUGAGAGUUCAAGUUCAGAUGAGGAGCCUAUUUUUCUCAGUGAGGAAGAAAUAGCGAAAAAGCUUCCCGUAAAAGAUAUGGGGGACACCAAGCCAAAUGAAAAAUCAAAAGCUGAGGAAAUGGUUGCUAAAGAAAAUCAGUCAGGAUUAAGUGAGAGAACUGGGACAUGCGCGAAGUGCACGCUUCUAUAA